AUGAGUUGUUUUCCAUGUUGUACGUCUGAAGAGAGGAUCAAGAAGAGGUCAUUGAAGAAAAGCAUUAAGCAAUACCAUGAUGCAAAAGUUUUAACUUCAUUUACAAAUAUCUCUUUUAAAACUGAUAGUGGCAAGAGAAGGUUCAUAGCAGAGGAGUUAGCAAAGCUUGGUAAAGGAAAUGUUACUUCUAAGAUUUUCACUUAUCGGGAGCUAUGUGUCGCAACUGAAAAUUUUCAACCUACCAAUAUGAUCGGAGAAGGAGGUUUUGGAAGGGUAUACAAAGGAACGAUUAAAAACACAAAUCAAAUUGUUGCUGUGAAGGCACUUGACAGAAAUGGAUUUCAAGGGAACAGAGAAUUCCUUGUAGAGGUUUUGAUUUUGAGUCUUUUGCACCAUCCUAACCUUGUUAACUUGGUAGGGUAUUGUGCUGAAGGUGAUCAGAGGGUUUUGGUUUAUGAAUACAUGGCCAAUGGUUGCUUAGAAGAGCACUUGCUUGAUUUAGCUCCUGGUAGAAAGCCUUUGGACUGGAAAACAAGAAUGAAAAUUGCAGAAGGAGCAGCAAAAGGGCUUGAAUAUUUACACGAAGAAGCAAACCCUCCGGUGAUAUAUCGCGAUUUCAAAGCAUCAAACAUACUAUUAGAUGAAAACUACAAUCCAAAGCUUUCUGAUUUUGGACUUGCAAAGCUUGGCCCGACUGGUGAGAAAGAACAUGUAUCCACCAGAGUGAUGGGAACUUAUGGCUAUUGUGCUCCUGAGUAUGCAUCAACAGGGCAGCUUAGUACAAAAUCAGAUGUGUAUAGUUUUGGAGUUGUGUUUUUGGAGAUUAUCACAGGCAGAAGAGUCAUUGACAAUUCUAGGCCAUCAGAAGAGCAAAAUUUAGUCCUUUGGGCACAGCCUCUUCUAAGAGACAGAAAGAAAUUCACACAAAUGGCAGAUCCAUUGCUAGAAGAUAAGUACCCUAUAAAGGGUCUAUAUCAAGCUCUAGCAAUUGCAGCUAUGUGUCUGCAAGAGGAAGCUGAUACUAGGCCUUUAAUCAGUGAUGUAGUUACAGCUCUUGAGUUUUUAGCAAACAAGAAAGAAGAGGAUGGAGGACAAUAUACAAAAGAGACUUUUGCUUCUCAGGGUGGAAAUGAUAAUGGAAACGAUGAAGCUAAUGUUGUACACGAUGAUGAUGAUGAUGAUGAUGACGACGACAAUGAAGAGGAUGAGGAUAGUGAUGACGAUGAUGAGGAUGCUGAUAGUGAUAAUGAUAAUGAUGACAAAGGUCAUAGUGAUAAUGAUAAUGAUGAUAAAGGUCAUAGAAGAUAG
Molecule: messenger RNA, 1308 nt
Organism: Medicago truncatula (barrel medic)
Lineage: Eukaryota; Viridiplantae; Streptophyta; Magnoliopsida; Fabales; Fabaceae
Product: probable serine/threonine-protein kinase PBL23
Exons: 5
Coding region: 1-1308 (435 amino acids)
Biological process (GO): protein phosphorylation
Molecular function (GO): protein kinase activity; ATP binding
Source: RefSeq, a predicted model, not a curated record